Molecule: messenger RNA, 1071 nt
Organism: Caenorhabditis briggsae
Lineage: Eukaryota; Metazoa; Nematoda; Chromadorea; Rhabditida; Rhabditidae
Exons: 3
Coding region: 1-1071 (356 amino acids)
Source: RefSeq, a predicted model, not a curated record
AUGUCGCUUUUCUAUCCGCUAACUCACAAUUUCAAUUUGUGGCCAGAUGCUUAUGAAUGUCGAGUGGAUUUUAAAAGAUCUAAAAUUUCCUGGCCAAUUUUUGGGAUUUAUUUAAUGGCUUCCGGUUUGAUUUUUAUGAUUUUAUACAUUCCCUGCUUCAUUUCCCUGAUAAAACACAAGGGUAAAACUCCAGCUUAUCAGUUGAUGCUGAUUUUGGCAAUUAUUGAUAUUCUAUCCUUAUUUACAAAUUCCUUGGCCUCUGGAUUCUUAUCAUUUUAUGGAAUCCAUUUUUGCGAUUCUCCACUUUUCUUUUUUAUCAUUGGAGACUUUGCGAGUGGCGCUUGGAUGACUGGCUGCUUGGCAUCAAUUUUACUCGGCAUGGAACGGUGCACAGAAAUUAAUCCCAAAUUUUUAUUCUCGUUCCUAUUUGAGAAAAAUGUGUUUCGAGUUGUGAAAUGCGUUUUAUUGGUAUAUGGAAUUUAUUCAAUGGUUUUUAAUAAGCCUAUGUUUUUUAAUCCGGACUGCAGCUGUUUUUUAUCCGAUCCAAUGAUUGGCAAAGAUCCAAAUCUCUACCCAAACUUCGCACAUGCAGCUAACAAUGUGAUUGCCGCUGUACUGACCACAUUUUUAUAUUUUUAUUUAUGCUAUUUUUUGAUUUUCAAACACGGAUAUUCAACAUCGAUGUGGUUGUAUAAGUCGAAAAGACAGAUUGUUCUCCAAGGUGUAAUCUUGUGUUUUUUUCAUGCCAGUGCUGCUCUCAUUUAUGAAUAUAUGCAACAUUUUUAUUCUCCUCAAUGGCUCAUUAUCACAGGACACGUCGUUUGGCAAUGGAGUAGUGGAUGCCUGUGCAUCGCUUACUUGACCCUUAAUCGAACAAUUCGAGAUGCCGUUUUGAAAUUGGUACUUCCGAAAUGUAUUCGAAAAAAACUGGGAUUGUAUAUUGGAGUUGAGGAGCAUUUAGCCUUGGAAAAUGGAUUGGGAAGUUUAGGGAUCGGAGGGAAAAUGGGAAUAAAUCCUGGAGGUCCGGCUGUCAAAGUUGAUAACUUUUUUCCGGGACAAUUUCCCGGAUAA